Molecule: messenger RNA, 2628 nt
Organism: Mycena citricolor
Lineage: Eukaryota; Fungi; Basidiomycota; Agaricomycetes; Agaricales; Mycenaceae
Source: the annotation of a GenBank genome assembly
GGAGGCCAGAAGAGGUACCCGAUGGUGCGGAUUUCCUAUACCAUCCCUCCCCCGCAUCUCUGACGAUCUGGGUUCAGUGGUCGAAGAUUACUUGAGGAUGCUGGACGCUCUGGCCUCAACCACCCCCGACAUAUAUUUCCAGUCCUCUGCCUUUCCGCACGCUUUCCGAAUAGCGAUGGGGGCGUUGACUGUUGUUUACACAGACAUCGUCUUCAUUUCUCUGGAACUUUUUGUGCAUAUCUUCAACCACGACUGUCUGGUAUCGCCGACGACGCCCAAACUGCGGACUUACGGCGGCGUUAUCCAAGACAGUGUCCAGAAAGAAGGCCUGCAACUUCUUGCCGUGCUCCUCCAAGGCCUAGUGACCGACUUCCCUGAGGAUUCUCUCUCACUCGUGGUCUCAAUUGUGCGCACAAUGUCGCAGCUAUGGAGCUCGCAGGUGCUUUCUUGGCUACCCCUUGUGUUGCAGCAGCUACCGGCAGCUGCUGCACCGCAAGAGGCGAGGGCGAACUUCUUGUCGGAGGUCACCAGCGCAAUCAAUGACAAGGAGUACAGCAAGGUCAAAUACGCCCUUUUAUCCCUCAAUCGAGCCUCGAGGAAAGCCAGAGAACGGCGGCUGGCAGGGACUGGUUUGGGCCGCGAUCGUUAGAUGGAGAAUGGACUGCAAACGUAUAAUACAUUCUCAUAAAUAUGUAAGGAUGGGAUCAGCCCACUUCGAGUUUGGUCCGUUUUUGACCCGUCUGAUCGGACAUAAAGCCCAUAUCAGGCCCACUUCCGUUCCGCAUCAGCCAUAUAUACCAAGGUCUCGUCAACGCUUCCAAAGUCUCGCCAACGCUUCCGAAGGUUACUUGGCUCUCAACAUGUACAUGCGCGCUGGCCAUCCUCUGUGCAGCAUUGGACGCCGGACGUUCUCCCAAUCCGCUACGCGUCGAAGCUACGCAGAUACCAUCCAUAAUCUUCUUAUCCACAAGGAUACCAAGGUUCUUUGUCAGGGAUUCACCGGCAAGACAGGAACGUUCCACGUCAAGGAAGCGCUUGCCUAUGGGACCAACAUGGUCGGUGGUGUGUCGCCCAAAAAAGCGGGUCAGACACAUCUAGGCCUUCCUGUCUUUGGUAGUGUCAAGGAGGCUGUUCGCGAGACUCAGCCGGACGCGACCGUUCUCUACGUCCCUCCCCCAUCCGCUGCCGAUGCUAUCAUUGAGGCUAUUGAGAAUGAGAUUGGGCUCAUUGUCUGUAUCACGGAGGGCAUUCCCCAAGCCGACGAAAUCCGGGUCAUGAAUGCGCUGAAAAGCCAAUCUCGUUCGCGUCUUGUCGGACCCAAUUGCCCUGGUGUCAUCAACCCCCUGGGCUGCAAGAUGGGAAUCCAGCCCGGUCAUAUCCACAAGCCGGGCAAAAUUGGUAUCGUUUCCCGCUCAGGGACGCUCACUUACGAAGCUGUCGCUCAAACGACUGAUGUUGGAUUGGGUCAAUCGUUAUGUGUCGGAAUCGGAGGAGAUCCUUUCCCGGGAACGCAGCACGUAGAUGUGCUCAAGGUCUUCCUCGACGACCCCAACACGGAAGGCAUUGUUGUCAUUGGUGAAAUCGGUGGCUCGAUGGAGGAGGAAGCGGCCGAGUACCUAGAGAAAUACAACAAGACCCGCGCGAACCCCAAACCGGUUGUGGGCUUCAUUGCUGGGCGUACUGCACCUCCCGGACGUCGCAUGGGUCACGCUGGUGCAAUUAUUUCUGGCGGCAAGGGCGCUGCCUCUGACAAAGUAGCCGCUCUGCAGCGCGCUGGUGUCAUUGUCACAGACAGCCCGGCUCAGAUCGGCAAGGAGAUGCUUGCAGCUAUGCAAGCGGCUGGUCUUGUCUAAAUGUACUUACAUUCUCGAGAAACAUAGACGAUAAAUAACUGGAUAUGUGCGCUCGCUUUUCAUGUGAUCUCUCUGGACAAAAUCGCCACCCUUGAUGCUUUCCACCUUUCACCUCCAGGUAUUCCAAUCCAUCGCCAAUCUAUCGUCCCGGGAGAAGCCAAGGAGAGAACUCAGAGAAGCACUCAGUCCAGAUUGUUCUUACUCAGGCUUGCUACGUAAUCUGCGAUGUCUGCAUUCGACAGUGCUGCCACAUUCCUCACCACUUCUACGCAAGCGGUAUCGACUUCCCAGAAGCUUGAGGUGCUGAGAGAACCCGUCUGCAAUCACAUGGCUCUCAACUAGUUGCAGCUCUAUGGACUUUUCAAAUGUGUAACCAUCUCAUCGCAGCCGACCACUGCUCGGCCUUCCAUCUUCGACUUCACUGGAAGAGCAAAAUGGGACGCUUGGGCAACUGCGGGGAAAACAUACUCCGACAAAGCGGAUGCCGAGAGUCGCUAUCUCGAAAUCGCCAAGUCUUUGGGCUGGACAGAAGGCCUAGUCGUUCUAGAUGACGAAGUGGCCGCAGAAAACGAAGAUAUUUGGGACUCAGAAGAGGAAGGUCAGCCGGCAAAACGGGGCGAAGGAGGGGGGAUGGGUGUGGCUGUCAGUGCGAUGUCUCGGCCGGAAACAGUGGAGGAUCCUGGCCUCCACGGUGCGGUCGUGUCUAAUAGCCUGGACGCUGUGACAGCGUUUGAGCAAGAUCCCGCUGUGGAUUGGAAUGGAAGGGAUGAAUUUG